GCUUGGUCCUGGGAUGAAAUGCGGAGAAAUCAUCAUUUUCAGUUUUCUAUUAAUGAAUGUUUUGCUUUGUGAGAUAUCCAGUAUUCUGUCUUUUACCAGCUGUUUAAAUAGUAUGUGUCAUUUUUCAUAUUAAUGUGUUUCUUUACGUAUUUGGAAGCAUGUUUAAGCAGACUGGUAAAACAAAUGAUAUUUGAGGAUACACUGAAUUAUGUGCAAUUGGCCAAAAGGUAAAGGAGAUAGUUAGGAACAUAGAUAGCUAUUAAGGAGGGAUAUAAGUAGCCAUAUGAUAACAUCUGAAAACAAGAACACAGCUGCUGAUGUAUAUUGGAUAAAAUGUUGUCUUAGAUUGCAUGCUCCUUAAAAGGUGAAGUAGUAUGUUUUAUCCAAUCAGUAAACACUACUCAUGUUUCCUGGUUUGAGUAUAUAAACACCGUUUCAUGGGACUUCUAAAAGAGAAACUUUCCUGGCUGUGUGUUGAAGAAACCGCUGAAAGAAGACAAACUAUGGAUUAUGACAAAAAAUCAGACUAUGAUUUUCAAGGUGAAGAGAGUUUAUUUCCAGACCGAGAAACACGUGAAACGUUCCGCAAUCAUUUCAUUGAGACUGUUCGGCCUUUGAUUGAGUUGAUUGACUCUCUGCGGUUGAUCGGGCUUGAUGAGGAUAUUGGUCUGCCAUCCAUCGCAGUGGUUGGAGAUCAGAGUUCUGGAAAGAGUUCUGUUUUGGAGGCUCUGUCUGGGGUGGCUUUACCUCGAGGAAGUGGUAUAGUCACUCGCUGUCCUCUUGAGCUGAAAUUGCAGAGGCUCAAAAAUGGUCCAUGGACAGGGACCAUUUCCUACAGUGGUCACAGAGAGACCUUUAAUGACCCAUUAAAGGUGGAUAACCUUGUUAGAGAAGCUCAGAACAAGCUUGCUGGAAAUUCACUUGGAAUCUGUGAUGAACUCAUCACUUUGGAAAUUUCAUCUCCUGAUGUGUGUGACCUCACUCUGAUCGAUCUACCUGGUAUAACCCGUGUACCUGUGAGCGGUCAACCUGAGGAUAUUGGAGAUCAGAUCAAAAACUUGAUACUGAAAUAUAUUGCUAAAAGUGAAACCAUCAUUUUAGUUGUUGUGCCCUGCAAUGUUGACAUAGCAACAACAGAAGCACUAAGAAUGGCACAAAACUCAGACCCAGAAGGACUCAGAACUCUUGCAAUUCUUACAAAACCAGACCUCAUUGACAGAGGAGCAGAAAUUGAUGUUUUGAACAUUGUCCAGGGCAAAGUCAUUCCUCUUAGCAAGGGCUACAUUAUUGUGCGAUGCCGUGGUCAGAGUGAUAUCAAUGACAGAAUUCCUUUUGACAAAGCCAUGGAGGCUGAACUGGAAUUUUUCAGGAACCACAAUUAUUUCAGCUCACUACUGAAUGACGGUAAAGCCUCUAUUCAAUGCCUGGCUGACAAGCUGACCAAAGAACUGGCUGAUCAUAUUAAGAAAUCGCUUCCAACUUUGACUGUUCAGAUUCAGAAUAAGCGACUCGAUUUGCAAAGGGAGCUUAAAAACUAUGAGCAGGGUCCACCUCUGGAAGAAGAGAGGAUGGGAAAUUAUCUCAAUGAUAUUAUAAUGGAGUUCAGCGAUCAAAUAUAUGAACUGAGUAGAAAUGGACAUUCAAGAGACAAAAAUAUUUACGCACUUCUAGGUGAUGAAUUUAAAAAAUGGGACAGCAGGCUGAGAAGCACUGAGGAAUCAUUCAAAGCAAGUGUGAUCGAAAUGAUAGACAAGUAUAAUGAGAAACAUCGGGGCAGAGAAUUGCUUACGCUCAGUGAGUUCUGUGAAUAUGAAUGUUUCAUCAAAGAGCAUGUGUCAACCCUUGAAGAGCCAGCUUUGGAAAUGCUGAAGCAAGUACGAGAGAUUGUUCAGAAUAAGUUCAGGGAAGUAUGUUCUUUGUCUUUUGAACAAUAUCCUACAAUGAGAUACAAUAUCUCUAACAUGAUUAAUGAAAUUCAGUCAAAACAAGAGGCCGAAGCUGAGAAAAGAAUUAAGGAGUUCAUUAAAAUGGAGCAACUGUUCUUCACCCAGGACAAGGUUUUUCAACAGAAACUCAAUAACUCUGACAUCCCUCAGAAGAGUGGAAUAGAAACAAGUGACAAGACCCACUACGAUGAUGACACGGUUUUUAAUUCGAAAGGCUGUGCACUGUUGGAUACAAGAAAUCUAGUACCAGACAAACUGGUUCUCUAUUAUGAGAUCGUCUAUCAACGCCUUACAGACUAUGUGCCUAUGUUGAUACUCCUCUUCAUGCUGAAGGAUGCAGCUAAGACAUUGCGGAAUCAAAUGCUGGAACUGAGGAAUGGGGCAGAUGUGGUCAAACUGCUGAGUGAAGACUCAGAGAGAGGAUGCAAAAGAGCUGAUCUAAAGCAGCGUCUGGAACGCCUCUUACAAGCUCAAGACCUGAUCAGCCAAAGACUCUGAGACAGCUUUAAGAAACAUUAUGGAUAUGCAUAAAUUUAGCUUCAGAACAUGAUCAACAGCAAAUUGUCAGACAGAUUUCUAAUGCAGCAGGGCAGGGGUGCCCAAAGCUGUUAAAGUUCUACCUUACAGUUCCAACCCUGCUCCAACAGGCCUGUCUGUAGUUAUUAAGUGCUCCUGAAGAUGUUAAGUAGGUGGUUCAGGUGUGUUUGAUCAGGGUUAGAGCUGAACUUUGCAGGAAGGAACAGGAUUGGACACCCCUGCAAUAGUGAUUUAGCAACAGGGAUAGAUAGAUAAAUACAUGAUUAAAUUUCACAAAAUCAGUAAAUAAUUACAUUUACAAAUUCAGUUUUGAUCAUUAUAAACUGUAACAAUAUUGUGCAUCUAUACUUUUGAUUCAGAUUACUGUCAUUGAUUAUUAUGAACGCCAUACCAAUGUGUAAAAGCCAUAUUUAGAUUAUUGUGCACUAGCCAAAUAAUUAGCCAAUAAGAUUGUUUAAUUGAUUUUAUUUUCUAUUUCAAAAUAUUAUGAUUUAAAUGUAUAAAGAAAUUAUGUUUGCAUGCUCGCUUACACUGGUAUUUUUCUUUCUUUGAAAUUUUAUUUUGUAAUUCUGUUUGGAAAGUAAACCGGAGAUUGUGAUUAAUAAAUUAAGUUUUGUUUCUCCGUGCGUGCUUUAUGGACGUGUGUAGGCUAUACGAAGAUACUCCCCCACUAACCUCAGGAGGCUAAAGGAAGUUUUUAAUGAUUAGCCUUUAUUCUAUAAUACUAGUAUAAAACUCUAAGGUAAUUGAUGGUGAAAUAUUGUAAAUGGUUUAACAUCAUAUUAUAUUAAUUUUACUGUAAAAUACUGUAAAAUUUAUGGUUUUUAGAAGUAAAAACUUGCUAUGUAGCUCACCUGGUACAGCACUGCACUUGUUUCUUCACAGUUUCUGCAGUUUCUUCAGCAAAUGUUUUUAUUUCACGUAUGAUUUUGUUAACACUAUUGGUUAGGUUUUGUGUUGCUUGCAGGGGAAAUAAUGAAAUAUAUUGUGGCCAUGAAUUAAAAAUUUGUUCUCACAGUUUA
Messenger RNA from Ctenopharyngodon idella (grass carp), 3505 nucleotides. Its product is annotated as interferon-induced GTP-binding protein Mx-like. The transcript is spliced from 14 exons. NCBI's taxonomy places the organism in Eukaryota, Metazoa, Chordata, Actinopteri, Cypriniformes, Xenocyprididae. Gene Ontology annotation, biological process: defense response to virus. The record is from RefSeq and is a predicted model, not a curated record. Gene Ontology annotation, cellular component: nucleus; membrane; cytoplasm. Gene Ontology annotation, molecular function: GTP binding; GTPase activity; microtubule binding. Bases 438 to 2444 code for a protein of 668 amino acids.